Trichoplax adhaerens is the source of this 924-nucleotide messenger RNA. RefSeq lists its product as uncharacterized. The record is from RefSeq and is a predicted model, not a curated record. The annotation marks the transcript as partial. Lineage: Eukaryota; Metazoa; Placozoa; Uniplacotomia; Trichoplacea; Trichoplacidae. Gene Ontology annotation, biological process: protein transport. Gene Ontology annotation, cellular component: cytoplasm. The transcript is spliced from 5 exons.
AAAAUAAAGAGCUACACGAUUAAUUUUUCUAAGAAUCAAAAAGCCUAUUUCCCCGGACAAACAAUAUCUGGUGUUGUAACUAUCGUACUGACUGAAUCAACUCGAAUUAAAUCCAUAAAAAUUGGCAUUUUUGGAGAAGCCAAGACUCGAAUUGCUUACAAAUCUGGUGAUGAUACUAAAACCGCUUAUCAGAACCAAAAAUUUCUGGAACAUGUUACCUUAAACAUCUGUCUUCUGAAAUGUUUACUAGAUCGUAACGACAAGAAUCUUGAGAAUCAUCUUUUACUUGCUGGACAAUAUCGUUAUCCAUUCGCAUUUCGGUUACCAACGUCUGAUAUUCUUCCAUCAACUUUUGAGUCUAUCCAACCGGGCAACUCUAUUCGUUAUUUAGUCGAAUCAUGGAUAGAGUUACCGCUUAGAGUGCCCCCAAUAUGCAAGAAACCAUUCACAUUUCUUCAAGUAAUUGAUUGUAAUGCACCUAACUUUGAACCUCCGCUACCGCUAGAGAAUGAAAAAAGCAUAUGUUGUUGGUGUUGCCAGUCAGGACCACUUAUUAUUCGAGCAGCAAUCGACAAAAAAGCUUUUGUGCCUGGGGAAAAAGUAACUCUAUUAACAGCUGAAAUUGAAAAUUAUACAGACAGAAAUAUGAAUGGAAUAGCAAUUUCCUUACUACAAAUGGUUACUCGAAGAGCGAAAGGUAUAUUAUCUACAAAAUCUUACGCUUCCUUAGCACAAUCCGAAACUAUUAAACAGGGUUGCAGCUUUACUUGGAAUGAUAAAAGUAUCACUAUUCCUUGUCUACCCCCUACAAACUCAUUAUCAAAUAUUUUGAAAGUAGAAUACUUCAUAAAGGUUUAUGUAAAGGUUCCGAUGGAGCCUAAUCUCACUAUAGAUCUUCCUGUUAUUGUUGGAACUAUUCCUAUU